UGUUAUGCGUAACACUCAGUAUCGCAGGACUAAUUUUAACAACAGGUAUGUUGAAAGCAAUGGAUGUUCCAAAAGUAUUCACAGAGUAUGCCGUAAGGGAAGAGGGGUGGGAGUUCAUCCCCAAUCCAGCACUAUAUGCUGAAGUCGCAACACCAAUCCAAAAAGUAAAUACAGAUGCAUUACUUAAAGAAUUGUGUUGGAGUUAUCUGGAUGACGUCAUACUAGAUAUUGGGUGCAACAACGGUGACGUCACUAACAUGUUGCUUUCUAAAAGUGAUCAAAUACAACACAUCACAGCAUGUGACAUCUUAGGUCCUUGUAUUGAGUAUGCUAAGAAGGAAAAUGAUAACCCUAAGGUAACAUAUUUAGAGAUGGAUGUAUCUAAAGAAUGGACAACAAGCUGGGAGAACAAGUAUGACAAGGUAUUCUCAAAUGAAUGUUUGAACAUGAUACUGGACCAAGAGACUGUGCUAAAGCAGGUGUUCAAGAGCCUUAAACCAGGAGGUGAAUUUGGAGCUUCAUACUUUUUACAAGUGGAGGGUCUGCAAACUGCAAUUCUUACUCUGAUGGGGAAAGACAAAUGGAGAAAAUAUUUUCAAGGUGCAACUAAGGAUCUGAGGUCAUAGCCAGCGCAAAUGAAAAUAUCAAGAAAAUGAUUUGGUGUGACAAGAAACUUUUUUCGAAGCGUCUUGAAGAAAUAGGAUUUCAAGUAAAAAUGUGUAAAAUUGUUCAGUCCUGGUAUUUUCCAAAUGAUCUUUAUUAUUUUCUGAAAAAUAUUUUUAAAUUAUUUAUGCAAUUUCAGAAUCAGAUUCCUUCCAAUUUACAAGAUGAAUUUAUCAAGGAAAUGGUUCCCAUUGUUGAAGAAAUGGAGAACAAAAAGUUUCUUUCUCUUUUUUUUCAGA
Messenger RNA from Owenia fusiformis, 902 nucleotides. NCBI's taxonomy places the organism in Eukaryota, Metazoa, Annelida, Polychaeta, Sabellida, Oweniidae. The record is from the annotation of a GenBank genome assembly.